UAGAGAGAGAGAGAGUUAAAAGUUGAUGAAAGAAUGAAAUGGGUGAGAGAGAGAGAGAAAUUCAAUCCGAUCCAAUGCAAGUUUGACGUCCGCCAUAAAAACCCACACCCAGUACACACACUUUCCCUUUCUCUCUCUUCUCUGUUCAUCUUUCUCCCUCUAAAAAGCUUUGCUCAAUACAACUGCGUCUUUGAUUUUGACAAGACUUUUAUUGCAGCUACUAUCCAUAUGUACACUUGAGUAUCUGUCUAUACUUUUGUUUUCUUGAUUCGGGGUAUCUCUGAGGGGAAUUAAUUUGAUUUGUUUGAUUAAUUGAUGCUUGAAAAAGAGACGAGUACAAAGAGUGCCGUGUUUUAACUUCAAUUUCGUGGAUUUAACACCGGUGCUGCUAAUCUUGCUUUGGUAUUGAUAGCGCAGGGUGUGAACGAUUGUCACUUGAAUUUGAAUAGAAGAGCGGCAAAAGUUAGGAUGUUCAGGGAUAAAGUUAGCUUCUUUGAUUUCAUAGAAUCUUUUUCUCAACUUGAAUUAUGCGAAAUACACAAGCAUGUCCUCAUGCUUGAGGCUUAUCCCUUUGCCUUAAGUUCAUUGCAGACCUUCCAAAGAUUCUAACAUUGGUUGACUGUGUGUGUAUUUUGAUAGUGAGUUCUAUAAUUUUUUCUGAGUGUGUAGUCCAUUCGCAGUUUAAUGAGGUGAAGGUUUUAGAUUAAUGUUUCUUGGAAGUGUAAUCUGUAGUGUGUAUUAAGAGUCUUGUAAUUUGGACUGUGUUGAUUUCAGCAAAUUAUGAUGCCUCAAGGGCCUCCCACACCGCUUGGUGGAGGCCAGCCCAUUCCACCUUCUUUGUUAAGAUCAAAUUCUGGGCUGUUGGGUGGUCAAGGGGCUGGAAUGCCUUCACAGAAUGCAUUUUCAUCUUUGGUUUCGCCGCGCAAUCAGUUUAAUAACAUGAACAUGCUCGGAAAUGUUCCCAAUGUCUCAUCUUUGCUCCAUCAGUCAUUUGGAAAUGGGGGUCCAGGUUCAGGGCUCCCUGGUCCUGGGAGCUCCCAGAGGGGGCUUAUUGAUGGUGGGGCAGAGUGUGACCCACUCUCUAAUGUUGGAACUGGGAUGGGAUUUAAUCAUCCUUCUUCAUCUUUAAUGUCUUCAUCUAUUGCAGCCAACCCAAAUUCAUCUGGUCAAGUUCAAGGGCAACAGCAACUUGCAAACACGUCUGGCAGCCAGAUGUUGAUGGACCAACAACAAUCUCAGCAACUUGAUCCUCAGAAUGUUCAACACAAUCAGCAGCAGUUUUCUGUACCCAGCAAUCCCCAACAACAGCCACAACCCCAGCAACCGCAGCAACAGUUUCAAGCAAUGCGAGCUGGAUUAGGAGGUGUUCGACCUGUUAAGCUGGAGCCACAAGUGACUAAUGAGCAAGCACCUCAGCAACUGCAAGCUAUGCGAAAUCUUGGUUCUGUGAAAUUGGAACCACAGCAAUUACAGAGUGUUAGAAGCUUGGGCCCCGUCAAAAUGGAACUUCAGCAUUCUGACCCUUCUCUGUUCUUACAACAGCAGCAGCAACAGCAGCAGCAGCUCCUCCUGUCCAGGCAGUCCUCUCAGGCUGCUGCAGCUGCACAAAUUUUGCAUCAACAGAGGCUUAUGCAAAUCCAACAUCAGCAACAACAGCAACUCUUGAAAUCUAUGCCUCAACAAAGAUCCCAACUGCAACCACAGUUUCAACCACAGAACUUGCCUAUUAGAUCUCCUGUAAAACCAGUUUAUGAGCCUGGAAUGGGUGCCCGUAGGCUGACACAUUACAUGUACCAGCAACAACAUAGACCUGAAGAUAACAAUAUUGAGUUCUGGAGGAAAUUUGUUGCGGAAUAUUUUGCACCUAAUGCCAAGAAAAAAUGGUGCGUCUCAAUGUAUGGAAGUGGCCGGCAGACUACUGGAGUUUUCCCUCAGGAUGUUUGGCACUGUGAAAUCUGCAACCGCAAGCCUGGUCGUGGAUUUGAGGCCACUGUUGAGGUUCUGCCCAGGCUCUUCAAAAUAAAAUAUGAAAGUGGUACUUUAGAAGAACUACUCUAUGUUGACAUGCCUCGGGAGUACCAGAAUUCGUCUGGGCAAAUUGUUCUGGACUAUGCAAAAGCCAUACAGGAGAGUGUAUUUGAGCAACUUCGUGUUGUUCGUGAUGGUCAGCUACGCAUUGUGUUCUCUCCUGACCUUAAGAUAUGCUCUUGGGAGUUUUGUGCGCGACGUCAUGAAGAACUUAUUCCCAGGAGGUUGCUGAUACCCCAGGUUAGCCAACUUGGCGCUGCUGCCCAAAAGUGCCAGUCUGCUACACAGAACUCGUCAACCAAUGUCUCUGCUUCUGAGCUACAAAAUAACUGCAAUUUGUUUGUGGCUUCAGCUCGUCAACUGGCCAAGGCAUUGGAAGUUCCUUUGGUAAAUGAUUUGGGAUAUACAAAGAGAUAUGUCAGAUGCCUGCAGAUAUCAGAAGUUGUGAAUAGCAUGAAAGAUCUUAUUGAUUAUAGCCGUGAAACUGGAGUAGGUCCUAUGGAGAGCUUAACGAAGUUUCCUCGAAAAACAAAUACUUCACCUGGGUUUCAAGAUCAAGCUCAACAACCUGAAGGUCAGCAGCAGCAGCAAAAACAACAAACAAUGGGUCAAAACUCGAACAUUGAUAAUUCUGUCCAGGCCACAGCUACGCAACGUACCUCUAUUAAUGGCAUCCCAAGUCUUAAUAACACUAUGAACUCAGUGCCUGCUACUUCAUCAACUGGUACCAUUGCUGGGCUGCUUCAUCAAAAUUCAAUUAACUCUCGACAGCAGAAUCCAAUUUCUGGUUCGAACAGCAGCUAUGGAGGUAAUGGUGUUCAGAUGCCAUCUCCAGGUUCUUCAAGCACCAUGCCACAAACUCAACCAGCUCCUUCCCCCUUCCAGUCCCCAACACCAGCCUCGUCAAAUAAUCCACAACCAACUUCACAUAGUAGUUUAUCUGGUGCUCAGGUGAACUCAGUGAAUUCACCUAAUAUUUCCAUGCAGCAACCUUCUCUAUCUGGUGAUGCUGAUGCAAACGAUUCACAAAGUUCAGUCCAAAAAAUUAUACAGGAUAUGAUGAUGUCUUCACAGCUUGGUGGGGGUGGUAUGAUGGGAAUGGGGACAAUGGGCAGUGACAUGAAGAAUGUUAACGGAAUGUUGUCAGCAAGCAGUAAUGCUGGCACAAAUGGCAGCAAUACUCUCGUAGGAAAUGGACUUACUAAUGGCAACCCUGGUAUUGGUGGUUCAGGAUUUGGGAGCAUAGGGAAUGGGCUUGGGCAAACUGCCACAGUAAAUGGGAUUCGAUCAGCGCUUGGAAAUAACUCGCUGUCUAUGAAUGGGAGAGCAGGCAUAACAAUGGCCCGAGAACAGAGCAUGAAUCAGCAGCAGCAGCAGGAUUUGGGUAAUCAACUGCUUAGUGGUCUUGGGGCAGUCAAUGGUUUUAAUAACCUUCAAUUCGAUUGGAAGGCAUCACCUUGAUCCGUGCUAUCAUAUUCUGUUGUUGGGUUUUAAGUAAUAGCUGUUUGUGCAGCAUAGGAAAUCACGACUUUCCAUUGGUCGGGGUGAUGGAAGUGCACUAAGAGAAAAGGGAAAUGCUGGCUAUCUAUACCGACUGUCUUAGGGGAACAGCAGCAACGACCUGGCUGACUGGAUUCUCCUUGUAUCAGUCUUCUGCUUGUGCCCUGCUUUGAAGGUGUCUGUAAACUACUUUUUCUGCUGAGGCCUUCUGGUUCCCUCCAAGGCUCCUACUUUUUCGUAAUAUGUGAGUGUACAUAGUCUGGAUUGCGUUAAGCCAAUCUUAUUGUAGAAGUUUGAAGAGUUGCUAGAAUUGGUUUUCACUCUGUGAUUACUGUAUUCAUCUUUGAUAGUCAUAUGUAAGUGCUUCCUAUAGGUCGCUUGAGUGGUAGGGUCUUCAUAGCUGGCCACCCCACCCUCAACGUGACAGACGAAAAGAAACAGGCCAACUAACCCCAUGAAGUCUGCAUGGGUGUGGGGGCCGAGACAAGCGGCAAAAGAUGAUUCUCUCAAUUGAAAAAGAAAAUACACCUGCUGGGAAGCCUGACAUCCACAUAAUACAAUGGGUUGUGUCAUCAAGGGAGAGGGGAGGAAACUCAAGUCCCCCCCUUUUGUGUUACAACGCAGCGACUCAAAACAUAGCCAAUAUUAUUUGUGGGAGUUGGUCCAAGGAAACAAAACGCAAGCUGGGGUGCCUGUCGUGGAACUUAGCAUACUGAUGGUGUCCUUCAACGCACAAGGGAGAUGGAGAACUCCUAUUCCAAAAGGCAUCAUGAACUUCCCAUCUUACCGUGUUGGAUCGAUUUGGUGUUUAGAAACCCAUGUCAAGCCAAUUAUGUUUCUGAACAUUGAUAAAACAUUUAAAAUUGCAAACGGGAUAUGCUGCGGCGGCUGCUUCCGUUUUUUUAUUUCGUUUACAUUUCAAAUUCAA
This is a messenger RNA of Sesamum indicum (sesame), 4456 nucleotides long. RefSeq names its product transcriptional corepressor SEUSS. The record is from RefSeq and is a predicted model, not a curated record. Lineage: Eukaryota; Viridiplantae; Streptophyta; Magnoliopsida; Lamiales; Pedaliaceae.